Messenger RNA from Neoarthrinium moseri, 708 nucleotides. RefSeq lists its product as uncharacterized. Bases 1 to 708 code for a protein of 235 amino acids. The record is from RefSeq and is a predicted model, not a curated record. Lineage: Eukaryota; Fungi; Ascomycota; Sordariomycetes; Amphisphaeriales; Apiosporaceae. The transcript has a single exon.
AUGGCUAAGGAUAGGGCAACCAAGGUCGAGGCGGCCAAGAGGGAGAAGAAGGUCUCGGAUGACAAAGUGACCAAGCUGCACCAGACCAAGAAAACGAUGAGAGAUGAUAGCGAAUCUACCUCGAGCUCAGACUCGGAAUCAGAUUCGGAAUCAUCCUCAGGCUCAGGCUCAGACUCCGACUCCGACGAGGCAUCAGACUCGGAGGACGUCGAUGUUCCGGCCAAGCAAUCGAAAGCUCCCGUCGACGUCGAACCCAACUCCCUCUUCACAAUCGACACCAACCCGUCCAAAUCAACGUCCAAAUCCGCCGCCCCUGCCGGCGCAGUCGAGGCCGAGGGCGCCGGGGAUGCUACGAACGAGGCCACCGAGGCCGGCAGCGGCGGGAAACCCAACCGGGCGGCACGGCGGCGGCUGGCGCUGAUCGGCAAGCAGCGCGAGGCGCUGCGCAAGUCGCUCAAGAUCGAGCCGGGCCAGGACUCGGCGGAGCUGGAGGCCGCGGUGCGCGAGUACGUCGAGAAGCGCGACGGGCAGUCGGCGGCCCGGGCCCAGAAGCGGGCGCAGCGCAAGGAGAAGGAGGCUGCGCGGCUGCGGAACAAGCGCGGCAAGCUCCUCAAGGGCCGCAAGCUGCGCGAGCGCAAGAAGCAGAUCGACAGGAUCGAGAGGAAGGCCAAGAGGGACGCCGAGAAGGCCACGGCGGCGUCGGACUGA